GUAGUGACCUGAAGGGAUUAGUUACCAGGUGACGGGCAGGCUGAGCCCCUCUCCGGUCACUGACCGGUCACCGUGUUCUCUGAAUGUGAUAUGGAACCGGAACAUCCCAACAGGUGCCCCACACUUGUCCGGAGAAGUCACAAAUCCGCAGACCUUAGCUGGGUAUAGUCUCGGUAUGGCAUCUACCUGGGAGGCCGUGAAGGACUUCUAUGUGUGGGCUCUGGAGAAUGGAGACAGUCGGACGGACCCCUGGCUCCUGGUUUACUCCCCUGUCCCCGUCAUCCUCAUAUUUGCCGUCUACCUCCUGAUUGUGGCCCUGGGACCCCGACUGAUGGAAGGGCGUGAGCCCUUCACCCUGCGCUUGGUUCUGCUAGUCUAUAACCUUUGUCUAGUGGGCCUGUCUGUCUAUAUGUUCUAUGAGUUUCUGGUGACUUCGGCGUUGGCCGGGUACAGCUACUUCUGUCAACCAGUGGACUACAGUAACAGUGAGCUGGGCCUGCGGAUGGCCAGAGUGUGCUGGUGGUUCUUCUUCUCCAAGGUCAUUGAGCUCCUAGACACCAUCUUUUUCAUCAUGAGGAAGAAGUUCACUCAGAUCUCCUUCCUCCACGUCUAUCACCACGCCACCAUGAUCUUCAACUGGUGGGCCGGGGUCAAGUACGUGGCCGGAGGACAGGCAUUUUUCAUUGGCAUGCUGAACUCCUUUGUCCACAUCUUCAUGUACCUGUACUACGGUCUGGCGGUCCUGGGGCCCUCUGUGCAGAAGUACUUGUGGUGGAAGAGAUACCUGACCAUGAUGCAGCUGACCCAGUUUGUGGCAAUUGCUUUCCACUCCGGCUACAACCUCUUCACAGACUGCCCGUUUCCCGAUGGGUUCAACGGAGCCGUCUUUGGUUAUAUCAUUUCCCUCAUCAUCCUUUUCCUCAACUUCUACUACCAGACCUACAUCCGCCGAUCCCCCAAGAAGAAGACGUUGUGAGAAUGCCCCGCCUCUGAGAAGAGGAUGCUCCUCCCACGCAGAGCAGAACACAAAACGGCAGCAUCAGCCUGAAAGAGUCUAUGACAAAAGCAGAGGGUGAGAUGAGAAGUCAAGAAAUGCAGACAAAGUUACCAUAGAGAGCCAGGACACUGCUCGGGGACCUACCCAAGGGUCGCAUACAGCACCUAGGGGCCACUAAACUACAGGAAGAAUAUUAAAGCACGGUUCAGGGGGGGCCACACAGGGGGGGCCCUGAGAACAGAGAGGGCAUUGUAAAGGCACUCCUAUGGUCAGCGGCGAGUGCUGUACAGUUAUUGCCCCUUCAACUGUUAUUUGCUGGUUGUUCCUUGGAAGUGAUGAACCCGGAAGAUUUACAACUUUUCAUCAACAUUUUAUACAUUUUUAUUUAUUAAGAACACUUUUUAUUCAUUGAAGACUGACAGUUGCUUUUCUGUUGAUUGUCUGACCCCCUGCACUGUCUCCCAGAUUCUGAGUGUGCAUAACAGUA
Rana temporaria (common frog) is the source of this 1484-nucleotide messenger RNA. Its product is annotated as elongation of very long chain fatty acids protein 4-like. Gene Ontology annotation, biological process: sphingolipid biosynthetic process; fatty acid elongation, monounsaturated fatty acid; very long-chain fatty acid biosynthetic process. Gene Ontology annotation, molecular function: fatty acid elongase activity. The coding region runs from base 176 to 976 and encodes 266 amino acids. The transcript has 8 exons. Gene Ontology annotation, cellular component: endoplasmic reticulum membrane. The record is from RefSeq and is a predicted model, not a curated record. NCBI's taxonomy places the organism in Eukaryota, Metazoa, Chordata, Amphibia, Anura, Ranidae.